AUGAGCCUUCACGUGGUGGCAGCCAUUUACUGUCGGCUCGGGAGGUUGGAGGAGGCGGUUCCAGUUCUGAAGCGGUCAAUCGAGGUGGUUCGGGAGGUCGAAAAUGGACUGGAGCACGCAGUGGCUAAAUACUCCGGUUAUAUGCAGUUAGGGGAUACUUAUUCAAUGUUGGGGCAGUUGGAUUGCUCCAUAGCUUGUUAUGAGGCUGGACUUAUGAUCCAGAUUCAUACUUUCACUGACUCCGAUCCCAAAGUUGCACAGACUUGCAGGUACUUAGCGGAGGCUCACGUUCAAGCAAUGCAAUUCAAUGAGGCAAAGAAGUACUGCAAGAAGACAUUAGAGAUCCACAAACAACACAGCGCACCAUCAUCCCCGGAGGAGGCAACCGAUCGUCGUCUCAUGGCUCUGAUCUGCGAGGCAUUGGGCGAUCACGAGUCUGCCCUCGAGCAUCUCGUUCUCGCCAGCAUGGCCAUGAUCGCUCAUGGCCAUGACGCCGAGGUUGCUGCCAUCGAUGUCAGCAUUGGUGACAUCUACUUCUCUCUUUGUCGCUUCGAUGAAGCCAUCUUCGCAUACCAGAAGGCUCUCAUAGUCUUCAAAUCCACGAGAGGCGAAUCCCACCUCUCUGUGGCGUCGCUUUUUAUCCGCCUUGCGGAGCUCUACAACAAAACAGGCAAGUCCAGAGAGGCCAAAUCCUACGCAGACAAUGCGCUGAGGAUCUACACGAGGCCAGGCAUAGGAGCCUCGUGUGAGGAGCUUUCGAGUGGGCUCGUGGAGAUCUCUGCAGUCUACGAAGCUGUGGGGGAGCCAGAGGAGGCGUUUAGGGUUUUGCAAAGGGCGAUGAAGGCGGUGGAGGAGGGUGGAGGGGGGCAGCAUAGCGCGAUUGCGGGAAUAGAGGCAGAAAUGGGAGUGAUGUUGUACAUGGUUGGGAGGUACGGGGAAGCGCGGAAGGCUUUCGAGGGAGCGAUAGGGAAGCUUCGGGGAGCCGGGAAGUCGGUGUUGUUUGGGAUUCUGGUGAACCAGAUGGGAUUGGCUUGCAUUCAACUCUACAGAAUAGAGGAGGCUGCAAAACUGUUUGAGGAGGCGAAGUUGGUAUUGGAGCAAGAGUAUGGCACUUACCACUCCUAUACUCUUGGAGUUUGUAGCAAUCUCGCAGCUGCUUUUGAUGCCAUGGGCAGGGUGGGAGAAGCAAUAGAGAUUUUGGAACACAUACUUAAAGUGAGGGAAGAAAUGCUUGGAACUGCAAAUCCAGAGGUUGAUGAGGAAAAAAGAAGGCUGGAGGAACUGUUGAAAGAGGCAGGAAGGGCUCGGAACAAAAAGGCAAAUUCAUUACAAAAUUUGCUUGCCUCCAACUCCCUGGGGAUCAUGAAGAAACAAGUAACGAAUACAUGGUUUGGUGGCUUCAGCUUCACAGCUUGAGAUAAAAAACAAAGAUUAAUUAGCUUUGCAAUUUCCCUCUUUAUUCUCUUGUAUCGUAGUUUCCGUUUCUAAUUUUAUUAUGAAAUUUAAGUA
Molecule: messenger RNA, 1509 nt
Organism: Momordica charantia (bitter melon)
Lineage: Eukaryota; Viridiplantae; Streptophyta; Magnoliopsida; Cucurbitales; Cucurbitaceae
Product: protein KINESIN LIGHT CHAIN-RELATED 1
Molecular function (GO): protein binding
Source: RefSeq, a predicted model, not a curated record